UGCGAUGUCGACCAGUGGACCCGUCCUAUCGCUGUGAGUGCCUGCCGGGCUAUCAAGCAAAACGCGACGAAUCUUCACCUCUCGGAUGGAGCUGCCAAGGUGAGCUCUCAGACUCCGGUCAUGCAAAAGGCGCAUGUCGAUCUAUGCAUAGAUCUGAAUGAAUGCGAACGUGGAGAUCAUACAUGCGAUCACUACGCUGUCUGUCACAAUACGGACGGAUCGUUCACCUGUGAAUGUCGGCCUGGUUAUACAGGCGACGGUCAUCACUGCACCACACUGAUUGGAGACGAAUCUGAAAUGGACGUGGACACGACAAUGGAUGCAGUCGCACUCACGGAACCACUAAGAGAAACUGAACCGCAGCAGCGUUUAAAGCCAAUUGAUUCUGAACCUCGUCCUCAGCUACCAAAGGUUAGUUUUUAA
Molecule: messenger RNA, 423 nt
Organism: Strongylus vulgaris
Lineage: Eukaryota; Metazoa; Nematoda; Chromadorea; Rhabditida; Strongylidae
Source: the annotation of a GenBank genome assembly